Stylonychia lemnae is the source of this 1128-nucleotide messenger RNA. The record is from the annotation of a GenBank genome assembly. Lineage: Eukaryota; Ciliophora; Spirotrichea; Sporadotrichida; Oxytrichidae.
AUGGACAAAAACUUUAUUGAAGAGCUUAAAAAAUAAAAAUAGAAAAAUAGUGGAAAAAAUGGGAAUGGGGAAUAAAAAAGUGAUAAGUAAAAAAUUUAUGUUAAAAAGAUAUCUUAAAAAUAAAUAGAAGUAGAAAAGAAUGAUCUUAAGAAAGAAAUUAACUAAAAAGAUUAAGCGAUAAAACUAAAAGCUGACAGAUAAUAAAAAUUUGAUUAGCCUGAUGAAGAAGAAAAGCGGAUACCUGCAUAAAUUAAAUAAAUGGAAGAUGAAUAUUAAAUUGAAAACUCUGAGAAUAUGUCUAAUUAAAUUAAGGAACUUUAGUAGGCAUUUAAUCAUUAAGAGAAUGAUUAUCCUAACAAAUCAUUGAUAUACAAUUAUAACUUUGACUCAUUAUAUUAAUAGGAAAGAAAAACUGAACCUUGUCUCUAAUGCUAAAAUAAUUUGAAGUAGGUAUAAGUGAUUUAAGAAGAAAUAUAAAGAAUAAGUUUGUAAGAGAUAGAAAAUGCAAAGCUUAUCAAUUAAAAAGAUCAACUUAAUUUAGAAUUAAAGAAAUAACUGGAUGAUUUGCUACUAAGAUUAAGAAAAAUGGAAGAAAUAAAAAUAGAGGAUCAGAUCAUACCUAGUAUUAGCUUGUGCGAAGAUAAAAAAUCAUAGUAUAGACAAGAUCAUAAAUAAAAGCAAUAAUAAAUCAUGAAAAUUGAAAGGAUUGGUAGAUAAUAGAAAGAUUAGUAAGAAAAUAACUAAUCUGAUAUCGAUUUAGAGAGUUAAAAAAGUGAUUGGACUUAUGAAAAGCCUAAAGUAAAUCCUAAGCUUGAUUUGGUGAAUGAAAAGUAUGGAAGAUUAGAUAUUUAUAAGAAGACACCCUAAGAUUAGUUUGUGACUGAUGAUUAUGAGACAAGAAAUUUGUCAACUAGACUGGCUAAAAUAAUUUCAGCAGAGAAUAAAUAGCUUUCAAGAUAUAUUUGUAGAAACAAAAAAUAAGUCUAGAUAGUAAGGGAUUGCUUAAAAGAAUUCAAAAAUAAGAAUCAAGAAAGUGGAAAGCUGAUUAAAAAAGAAAAUAAGCAAGUUAGCAUUGUUGAUGGUCAAUAUAGGGGGUAUUUGACUAUAUUUACCUUCUCAAAUAAAUGA